Leucoraja erinaceus (little skate) is the source of this 1278-nucleotide messenger RNA. RefSeq names its product solute carrier family 35 member G3-like. Lineage: Eukaryota; Metazoa; Chordata; Chondrichthyes; Rajiformes; Rajidae. The record is from RefSeq and is a predicted model, not a curated record. Gene Ontology annotation, cellular component: membrane. The transcript is spliced from 2 exons. The coding region runs from base 1 to 1278 and encodes 425 amino acids.
AUGGUGCUGGUGAGGUCCAACCAAAGUAACCACCUCUCUUCUCUGAACCUGCCCAGGUGCCACCGAGCGGUCUGGGGGCUCCCAUCUCCGAUGAAGCCCCCAGCAGAGCAGCGCGAUGCCCGGGGCGGUGGGAACGUGCGGCGUGACGCAGUGGGUAUGUGCCACCUGUCGGACAAUGCCAAGGGGCUGGCGGUGGCCCUGUUUGGUGGCGGCGUGCCCGCCGGCUUUGUGGGGCCCUUCACCCGCAUCGCCUACCAGGCGACCCGCAUGCCCUCGCUGGAGAUCCUGCUGUUCCGUUGCCUCAUGCACCUGACGCUGGGCGCGUUGUUGCGCUACCGGGGAGCGCCGUUAUUCGGACCGCGCCAGGCGUGGCGGCCAAUCUUCGUGCACGCCUUCAUCAACGUGGUGUCCAUCGGCUGCGCCUACAGUUCCUUCAUGGUCAUCCCGGCUGGGAGCGCCACCACCGUGCGCAAGGGGACCUCCACCCUCUGCUCCGCCAUCAUGGGCGUGGUCAUCGGCUCGUACCAGCUGACCGCCUACGACUGGGUGGGUCUGGUGGGCAGCAUGGCCGGCCUCUGCCUCAUCGUGGUGCCCGAGCUGAUGUGGCUGGAGAAGACCACCCUGCUGACUGACAUCCUGGGCUACGUGCUGGCCAUGCUGGGCGGCCUGGCGCUGGCCGUCGCCCUCAUCAUCUUCCGCACCUUCUCGCACCCGGCCAAGCUCCUCACCGCCGCCUUCACCUUCGGCGUGGUGGGCAGCUCGCUGUGCGCCCCCCUCUUCCCGCUGCUCCAGGAGCCGGUGAUCACCAGGGACCCGCUCACCUGGAGCUGUGCCACUAGCAUCACCGUCCUGGCUCUCGUCUCCUUCUUCUGUGCCAACUACGCCGUCACCAAGACCCACCCCGCCCUGGUCUGUGCCUUCCUGCACUCGGAGGUGGUGGUCACCAUGGCUGUGCAGUACUUUGUCCUGAGCGAGCCGGUCACUGCCUACGAUGUCGGUGGGGCCGGUGUGAUCAUCGGCAGUAUCGUGGUGGUGUCAAUACACAAUAUCCACAUCGGCAGGCAAGAGCAACAGCAGCUACUAGAGCAGCAACAACAGCAGCAGCAACUACAACAGCAACAGCAGCAGCUACAACAGAGCAGCACUAGAGCAGCAACAGCAGCAGCAACUACAACAGCAACAGAAACAAUAAAUCACCUUCAAGGGUACAGUGAGAUUCUUUUAUCGGACACACAGAUCAGUAGGAUUAUUGGCGUAUAUAAGAACCAUUCCCGGUGA